UAAGAUGGCAGACAGGAAACGCAAGAAGGGGUUCUGGCGUGGCGCGAGGAAGCGCAGGAGAAUGUGCCUGGAGAUCGGUAUGAAGGGCGUCCUCGUCACCUGCAACAAGAACGAGAAAGCCUGCAUCCGCGAGGCCUACAACCUCCUCAACGAGUACGCCGACGAGAUGUACGGCCCCGAAAUCACGGCCUCAGAUUCAGGGUCCGAAUCUGAGGAGGAGGAUGUGGAGGCUGCGCUCGCUAAGGAAGUGGCCCAGAUGAAGAACAAGGCCGGUAAGGAGAAGCGGAGGUUCCAGGCAAUGGACAGCGGAGCCAACAAUGUCGUCUUCAUCCAGUCACAGCUGGAGAGUCCGGACGAACUUGUCCACCACAUUCUCGACGACAUCAACACGUCUAAGAAGUUCAAGACGCGGAAUGUCUUGAGGAUCAUACCGGUGAUGUCAGCGUGCAAGGCGUAUCUAGAGAACGUGAAGAAGUCUGCAGAGGAGAUGUUCCCCAAGUUCUUCUCCGGAGAAGACAACCCGAGCUACGCCAUUGUCUUCAAGACGCGGAACAGUGGGACCAUGAAACGUGAUGAGGUCAUUCCGGCACUGGCGGGGGUCGUGUCAGAGGUCAACCCUGCCUGCAAAGUGAACUUGAACUCUCCUGACCUUGCUAUCGUUAUUGAGGUGAUCCGGACGGUGUGCUGCAUGAGUGUGCUGAAAGACUACUUCCAACUGAAGAAGUACAACAUCCACUCCAUCGUGGAGGGCACCAAGGAUGACCCCAAACCUCGAGAGGUCAAAGAUCAAGGGCCUUCAGUGGGUGACCUUGAAGCUACAAAUGGGUCGGGUGGUCAGGAGAGUAAAGGUCAUGUCAAAGUGCAAGAGGGAAAGGUUGAAGGUGAAACAUCUGACAAGGAUGGCAACUCAGGGGUUCAAGAUGAUGGCUUGUCUGUAGGGGACAACGAUGUCACAGGGCAAGGUUCAAAGGUUAUAGAACCUGAUGCAGGGGGGCAGAAAACCAAAGAAGAGGAAACAUCCAACUAGUAGUUAUGAUUUUGAGAGGGAAUUGUUGGAUUGAUCAAACUAUGGCCACUUGAUCAUGUCAUACUGUUUCUUAUUCAUAUCUCUGUCAAUAUCACAUAAACAUUGGUUAGUUUAAAAAUAAGAAAACUUUCAUUUUUAAUUUUCAUUUUCAUACUUAUGAUUUUGGGGAGGUGCAGGGAUGUACUUUUAGCUCUGGAAGUGAAUGAAUGAAUGUAUGCUUAGCCAGGAGACUGGGAUACUAGUAAAGAUAGUGAUACAAACAAUUUUCAUGUACUUAUGAGUAGUGAUAAUCAAAGCAUAACAUUUACAUGAUCAUGAUUGCAGCAUACAUAUAGAAUACAACACGGGGUAUUCCGUAUCGCCCGAGGUACCAGCCUGACCGCGCGUCGGAUCGCCCGACGGCCGGAGGGA
This is a messenger RNA of Branchiostoma belcheri (Belcher's lancelet), 1438 nucleotides long. Its product is annotated as THUMP domain-containing protein 1-like. The transcript has a single exon. Lineage: Eukaryota; Metazoa; Chordata; Leptocardii; Amphioxiformes; Branchiostomatidae. Gene Ontology annotation, molecular function: RNA binding. Gene Ontology annotation, biological process: tRNA modification. The record is from RefSeq and is a predicted model, not a curated record. The coding region runs from base 5 to 1027 and encodes 340 amino acids.